UUAUCAUCGAAGCAAAAUACUCGCAGCGAUAUGGAUAGCGUAAACAAUCGCCCACCGGCUGAACACAAGAAAAUCGAUAGUACUGGUGCUAAGUAGUGUCUGCGCUUAAGCAACUACAGAUAGUCCCCUACUGGAUGCUAGUCACUAUGAACUGGACAAUUUUUCCGUUUUUACUGUUCUUGUUCGGUCUGACGUCUGCAAAAAAUACCACGAGUUGCAACUCGAAAGAUUUUUUCCUACACUUUCACCAGUGCCCUCACGACCCAUCUAAUCAGGUGGCGUCAACCACUCCGGUGUCCCCGAUCUAUCUACUGUACGACAUAAAUCCAUCGGAAGGAUUCAAUCUUCGGCGGGAUGUCUACAUUCGAUUGGCCGUGUUUUUACGUGGUUUACAAAAACAUCGUUCGUACGCGAAUACCAAACUCGUUCUGCCCCCGUGGUCGGCACUGUACCACUGGCGGUCAUCGCCCAAUCAAAUGCACAUUCCGUGGGCUCACUUUUUUGAUUUGGAUUCAAUGCGCCGGUAUGCCGAUGUGAUAGAAAUGCAUCAAUUUUUCGACGAGUACCGAAGGAAUGUAGGACGAGAUAUUUCGGUUGUUCGGCUGGAUGAGUUUUACCGGUUACAACACUUCGAGGACAUGUUCGAAAAUGGAGUGUUUGUGGAUAAAUUUGAAGAGGCUGCCUGCCAAAGAAACUCAAUACCUUCGGUUGGAGGGGUUCCGGGGAUUAUGGGCUACCGGAACAUUACGAUUAAUGAACUGAUCUGUAUGAGGUUUCAGGGAUCUGCCUCACUGCUGCAUUCUAUGUUUGAGAAGUUCAAGCACAAGUCACGUGGGAUGCAGCGAGUUAUCAUGCUUUACCACGCUGAAACCAUUCUGCACGAUCACUGGGGCAACGCGGAUUACUGGGAAGCUCGCCGGUCAAUGCGUUUCAACAAGCAACUGGUGCGGAUAGCGGACAAGUUCCGAUUGGAUUUCUUCAACUCUUCCAACGAACGGGAUCGAGUACAGCGUCCAGCAUCCUGGACGGAGGAGCGGCCAUAUCGCAAGGCACGAGGUGGAGAAUACCUCUGUGCUCACCUACGCCGGGCAGAUUUUCUGUAUGGACGGGAAAAGACUACACCCUCGCUACGUUCCGCUUCUAACCAGAUCAAACAGCGGCUGUUGGAGUUGGGUCUACGCAAAGUGUUCAUUUCAUCGGACUGUGAUAGGACCGAGUUUCACGAACUUAAAAACUACCUCCGACGGUUCAAGGUGGUUCGCUUCAUACCGGAAAGUAGACAGGAAGCGGAACGACUGAAAGAUGGCGGAGUGGCAAUCGUGGAUCAAAUUAUUUGCUCCCAUGCGCGAUACUUUGUCGGAACGUACGAAUCCACCUUCACUUAUCGCAUUUACGAAGAACGUGAGAUUCUUGGGUUUGCCAAGGACCUAACCUUUAAUACGUUCUGUAAGGAUGAGGAGGUUGGCGGUUGCGAGAAGAACUCCGUUUGGCCAAUUCAGUAUGGUUGAGAAGCCCCCGUGAAUAGACGAAAGUCGUGAACUCAUUUAGACUGCAGAAUAUAAUUGUGAUUGAAGAACAGCUGGCAGGGACGUUCUUGAACCGCAUUUCUCAACUUGCGUUUGUUGGAGGAGCACGUUUUCAGGAUGAUUUGAGCAGCACAUUGCUUAAAUUGAUCCACAAAACAGGAUCUGAUUUUCCAGUUCAAGAUUUACGUAUAAUAUCUAGUAAACUUUAACAUGAAUUGUGAUUAUUUAAAUCGUAAAUAAAUAAUGGACCAAUG
Molecule: messenger RNA, 1780 nt
Organism: Topomyia yanbarensis
Lineage: Eukaryota; Metazoa; Arthropoda; Insecta; Diptera; Culicidae
Product: GDP-fucose protein O-fucosyltransferase 2
Exons: 3
Coding region: 135-1508 (457 amino acids)
Biological process (GO): protein O-linked glycosylation via fucose
Molecular function (GO): peptide-O-fucosyltransferase activity
Source: RefSeq, a predicted model, not a curated record